AUGUUUAGGUCUAUGUUUCCUGGGAUCAGUCGUGGUGUGUCCACUAGACCGUUGGGUUUUGGCGCUAGUAGAGCUACCACUAGGGUGGCUGCUUCUAGGUUAACCAAUAGAUUUGCCACUAGGAUGUCUGGUGCACGAAUGGCUACCACUACAGCGCAGGCCAAGAAGGAGAAAGGCAUCAAGCUGCUGAUGAAGAAGUACGGCUCUUCAGCACUGAUUGUAUACAUAGGUUUAAUGCUAAUUGACCUGCCGUUGUGCUAUCUGGCAGUACACUCGCUUGGUGAUGAAACCAUUGCGAUUUACUUGAACAGAGCUAAGCGUCUAUUUGGCUACGGGAAGGACGAAUAUGAACUGGUAGACGAAAUGAAUCGCAAGAAACAUGAGAAGGAGGCCAAAGUUCAGUACUCAGAGAGCUGGUGGACUCAGAUGAAGAACAGCCACAUGCUCACAGAGCUGAUUCUGGCUUAUGGUUUGCACAAGAGCUUAAUUGUGGUGCGUAUACCGUUGACUGCAGCAAUUACGCCAUACGCCGCCAAAAUCUUCAAGAAAUACGGCCUAGUUUCCAGGCUAAACUUCACAAGAACCAUGGCUGAUGACGCCAAGAUACGCUAUAAAUAG
This is a messenger RNA of Nakaseomyces glabratus, 618 nucleotides long. RefSeq names its product Nat2p (gene NAT2). NCBI's taxonomy places the organism in Eukaryota, Fungi, Ascomycota, Saccharomycetes, Saccharomycetales, Saccharomycetaceae. The record is from RefSeq and is a predicted model, not a curated record. Gene Ontology annotation, cellular component: mitochondrion.